This is a messenger RNA of Acipenser ruthenus (sterlet), 2009 nucleotides long. Its product is annotated as splicing regulator RBM11-like. Gene Ontology annotation, biological process: regulation of alternative mRNA splicing, via spliceosome. The record is from RefSeq and is a predicted model, not a curated record. Bases 432 to 1097 code for a protein of 221 amino acids. Gene Ontology annotation, molecular function: single-stranded RNA binding. Gene Ontology annotation, cellular component: nucleus. The transcript has 5 exons. Lineage: Eukaryota; Metazoa; Chordata; Actinopteri; Acipenseriformes; Acipenseridae.
UGAAGAAGGCGGAGGCAUUGCAGUACUGUUGCUGCGUAAUUAGUGUUAUUGUUUAUAAUAACAGUUUAAAACUAUUUAUAUUGUAUUUAACUUAUGUUAGCCAUGUUUAAUAACCACAACGAGGCCGACAGAACCAUAUUUGUAGGGAAUUUAGAUAGCAGUGUAAAAGAAGAGAUACUAUUCGAGCUUUUUUUGCAGGUAUUGCUGCUGUGUGUGAUGCGAUGGAGUGCCCGGUGUUAAUUUGCUGUAUAUAUACCAAAGUACAUAAAUGCGUGUUCGGUGCAUAACAUUGUUUGCAAGUUUGAAAGGCGUUUAUUGGAUGUGAAUACGAAUGCCAGCUGUCAGAUCAACGUGUCCACUGUGAGGAAGGCCAGUUUAACCAUGUCUAACUUGAAUUUGUAGACCCGAAUAUCGUCAUAUCUAAAGUCUUUAUGGAGACCAGCAAGGCUGGACCUUUGACCAGAGUUACCAUUGCAAAAGAUAAGGAUGGAAAACAGAAAUCGUAUGGCUUUGUUUGCUAUAAGCACAGAGAGGCUGUGCCUUACGCCAUAGCUUUGCUGAACGGAAUCCGUUUGUACGGAAGACCAAUCAAGCUCCAGUACAGAUUUGGCAGCUCUCAUACACCUGAUGCAGGUUGCUCUUAUCCAGGUUCAGAUAACAGCCCAUGCAGAACUCCUCAAGGCAGUUGUAGGAAUGAUGGUUAUCCUGAGGUUUCUCUGUUCCCAACUCCUCCGUUCACAGCCAACACUUGUCUAUCACAAGAAUACUUCUACUGGCAACAUAUGGCAUCAGGUUAUGCAGCCCAGCAGUGUUCCUUUGAUGCUCAUAUGGCUCAGCAGCAGUAUUACCUCACUAAUGCAAUGACCCAGCAAGCCACAAUGGUGCCCACGCCUGUGUUCCAAAGCACCGUGCAGGACAUCAGAGCUGGCCCGAGUUAUUGUAUCUGGGAGAACCUACAGCAUAACGGAAAUGAAAUGGAGCAAAACGAAGGACAGUUGGAAAACGACAGUGACAGAAGUAGAGAGAGACGUCAUAAAAAGAGUCGUGUUUCCAAACAUGCAUACAGAAAGCACAAGACCAAGCAGAAGUCAAGCUGAUCUGUUUGGAUUUGCAACCCUGUCUUUAAACACUGCACCUUAUUUUGUAAGGCAUAUGAAAGCCUUAAAAUAAUAUUUCUUUUUUUAAUGUCUUCUUGGAAUAACAAUAUCAAUGUGGCAGUGUUUCAAAUGGGUGAAAGGGUUAUCAUCUGUUGUUUAUUUUUCUAUAUAGAGAAUGUUAGUAGAAUGAAUUGUAAUGUUUCACAUUAUUUGUUCUUGUAACUUUAUAUUUAAGUACAAAUAUAUUGUUUUAUAUUAUUGCAUCACAUGCUGAUGGUUUGUUACAUUUUGGCAUUUAAAGAACAUUUGUUUAUAAGAUUUAUUUAAAAAAAAUGUGAAAUUAAUUCAUACAAAUUUGUUUAACCAAUUUGAGGGGAACACUGUUUUGGCAGUAAACUAUUAUGUAAAGAAGUUGUUUGUAAUUUGUUGUUACUGGGCAGCAAAUCUAAAAAGAGAGAGUCUGUAGAAGAGUAUCCCUGCACAGGGUGGGGCACAAUGGAUGUAGGAUUCAAUAAGACAGAUGGAUCCGGACCAAUGUCCCUUUAUCCUAAAAGUAUAUAUGAUUAAUUUCAGAAAACUUUUCUAAUCACAUAUCUUUUACUCUGGAUAAUGAAUUUUAAAAUGUCAUACAGUACAAGAAAACAAAUUUCCUUAGAUUAUGUUAUACAGUUUUUUGCAGGAUGCUGUUAUGACUGGGAAUAAUUUGCUGCUACUGGUAUUUCAGAAAUGCAGCUGGAGAGUAACAAAUGUAUGUUUUCAUAGACUUGUACACAUUGCAUUUAGGUUAACAUGGUUGGCAUACAGUGUAUCUAUUCGCAUAAUAUGUAUUGUCAUGGGAAGUGUUCAGCAGCAGGGUGCUGAGAAUGUGUUAUUUAAUAUAUAUAUUCAUCAAAUUAAAACAGAGAAAAUGUU